AUGGAUGCCUCGUUUUAUUCGCCGCUGACGAGCCUUUUUCAAGGCCACCUCCAGCAGCCAUCGUUGACGCUGGAUCUUCCGCUUCUUCACGCCUCGCGACCGCACAAGCUCCCUCCUUCUCUCUUGGUCCCCACGCACACCUUUCUUCUUCCGGAUGUUCGGCCGUCCUCGAAGCAGGUUAUGCCUCUCUCGCUUCGCUCGUCUUACGUUCUUGACUGCUCCUUCGUCCCACAACACCCGUCGCUUCUCGUGUGUUCGUCUGCGCCGGCGGGCUUUGUCGUCGCCCUCGAUCUGGCCACCGGGCAAGCCGUCCAGAGUUUCCUGCUCCCACCGGCGACGCGUUCCAGGCUCGACGGUGUACGCAGCGACAACGCUUCCUUGUAUUCUUCCACCGGCUCCAGCCCGUCUCUCACUGCUGCCCACAUGCACGGGGAUCCUUCCUCGCCACUCCUUUUCCUGGGGACGUCCGUGGGCGACAUUUUCGCGUAUGAUCUGCGCUUCGCAGGGAGCGGCAGAUGUGGAGUGUAUGGACACCCUACGCUUCACUUGGAGCGUGCACAUGACGGCAUCGUCUCGUCGCUCCGAACGGGCGGAGGAGGCACAGGCAUGUCUGCUGUGCACCCCACGUCUCUCCCAGGACACGUCUUGGUUUCCGGUGGUCUUCAAGACAAUUGGAUUCGCGUUUUCGAUCUACGUUUCCCCUUCCACUACAGCACGGGCCCCUCAACUUCCACUGAUGCGUCCGCACUCACAGGUGACUGGGAAAACGGCGGGGGGAGUUGUGGGGGGACGGUCCAGAGGAGGAGCCGAGGCCGCGUCCCGUAUCCGAUUGAUGCGAUUCAGCUUAAUCCGGGGUGUCGAUCGGCGGGGGAGGCCGGAGGCGCCAGGAACGUAUUCUUUUCGUCUUCGUUCUCGGCUACGCGGCAGUGGCUCGAAACAUCCGCUGAUACAGACCCAGAGGAGGCUCUCCACACAGACGCUUGCGGUCUGCACGGGGGAGUCCAGACCUCGGCACGGCGCGAGAGAGGCUCCCAGGACGAGGGGAACCUCCCCUGCCACUGCUGUGCUGACACUGGUUCGGCGUGCGGCAUCGUCGCAAUGGACCUUUCUCCAGAUUCGUCGCUCCUUGCGGUGGCUCAGCUGCGCGCAGUUCUGAAGGAAGCAGCGGAUGACGCUCCUCCCAGGAGGGCUCAUUCUGCGCAGACGCAGGCGGGUUUCAACGGCGGCUCCGUUUCUGAGUCGCGGUUCGGAGAGGGCCCCGGUCGUUUUUCGCCAGAAUUGGAUGGAGCCGCAGACGGCAAGACAGCCCGAAGCAGAUCCGUGAAAGAGUGGAAAGGCGACACGACAACUGUGUUGUCGGGUGUCCAUACACUUAAAGACGGGAUGGAUGUAGAGGAGGAGGAUCGAGCGCUUAGCGGCAUAUGUGGAUUUCCCAGACGCGCAACGUCGAAAGGCGACGAACCAGCGGCCGCAUCAGCUAUGGCCGGAACGCAAACGAGGAAACGCCUCUCUGUCCCGAGAAGGGACGCCCGUCUUCUCGCUUCCGACUUCGGACCGAGAGGUGUUUCUGCACGCGACAGUGUCGCGCGAGCUCCCGUCAAGAGGGACGUGUGGCGAGUCGAGGGCGAGACGACAAUCCUCAGUGUUGCAGAGGGUCUGAAAGUGGUGAAGACGCUCGCCGUCGCCGACGCGUCGUUUUUUACGUCUGUGGAAUUCAGCCGAAAUGGUAAACACCUCCUCAUGGGCGGGGGAACGAGCGACAGUAGUUUCUGUGUAGAUUGCCGCGCCUGCAGUUGCUGCUGUCUCUGCUUCGUUUCGCGGCGGAACCGAGAGGAAAGCCAGCGGUGGAAAGACGACCAGGAGCGGAGGCGGCGGGCCACAUUGUCUCCAAGGGGCGAGGAAGAGGCAACAGAGGACGGCGAGGCAGCUGGCUGCUGCAGCCGAGACCACAGCUCGCGGUGCAUGCCGCAAGAGGACGAGGACGGGCAAGCGGGGAAAGGCGAGAGAUUUCGACAGAGGCCUUCGGAGAGCGGGCGAGAGCCCCAGGCGGAAGAGGCCGGACCGGCUCACCGGGCCCAGCUGGUGAAUUUGCUGCAGUCGAAUCGUCUGGCUGUUUUGAAAUCGCCCGCGGAUGGCGCGCUUGCCUUUGCCGAUGCGUCUCUGCUUCAACUUGCGCUUUCCUCGGAGAACGCGACGGAUCAAUCCGUCGCUUCGUCGGCUGCCUUCCAUUCGCCCCUCGCUUGGCCCCCUGGCGACCUCACUCGCGUUCAGAUCUCGCAGGUGCCUCCGCCGCCUUUUCUGUCUUCUUCACUCCAGUCUACCUCUCUCCGGCUGCGACUUUUUUCGCCCGAUAGCGCCGUCCUGGACUGCCGACGGCGCGCCUUCUGGAAGGGCCCUGCUGCUGCUUUUCCGCUCCUCUCGGGCGAGGAAGACGAGAACCUGGAGAAUGUGGUGUCUGCGUCUUCGCGCCCCGCUGCCAGUCGCGCGGCCUCGCCAAAAGAAGCAAAAAGCGGAAACGCUUCCGCCGCCUCGCCUCCAGUGAGCGCGGCCGCUGGGCCGUCGUCUUUGCGCGCCCCGCAGGAAGUGCGAGACCGCUUCAAGGACUCUCGCGAGGCCACUACCGACCCGUCAGGCCGCUUGACGUCCACGCCCUUCCCCCAGUGUCACCCGCAGAUUUCCCAGUUUCUCUCGGCGUGCGGGCCUCUCCAUCCUCACUGGGGAAGACCGAGCUGCAUGCACGACCGAUUCGUGGUUGCGCUCUGGGGCGGCCUCGUCGCCGGCGUGGGCGGCUCGCCCCACUACCCUGGGCUGAAACUCUGGCAGGCGACGACGGGCGUCGUGCUCAGCUGGACCGAAGGCAUCCUGGCUACUCCCGAGGCUGUUCGGUGUGUCCGUGGCCACGCCGACUUGAGCACGGGGCUGCUGGUGACGGCGGGAGCUCUGCCCGCACGGCUUUCCCGAGAAGACUCGCGUUUCCCGUCUGCGUGCCGACUGGCCACAGGGAAACGGAGAAGAGAACAGGACUUUCUGAGUGAAUCGACAGGCGGAAGGCACGCGAGGCGACCUGGCGUUACUCUGUGGUCACUCAUUCACCGAGAUGUGUUGCUCGAGACGGCGCUCAGGAAAGAGAUCGAAGGCGAGUCGGCCUUUCUGCUCGUGGAUCCUGACGAUGAAGAUGCAAGUUAG
This is a messenger RNA of Neospora caninum, 3186 nucleotides long. RefSeq lists its product as hypothetical. Gene Ontology annotation, molecular function: protein binding. Bases 1 to 3186 code for a protein of 1061 amino acids. The record is from RefSeq and is a predicted model, not a curated record. The transcript is spliced from 2 exons. Lineage: Eukaryota; Apicomplexa; Conoidasida; Eucoccidiorida; Sarcocystidae.